UAGUAUAGAGCUAAUAGUUACAUUUGUAAUUAAGCAAAAGAAAAGAAAAAAGAGAGAAGCAACUGAAAAUGGCGACGGCGUUGAUGCGAUCUGGUCUUCGAAAUGCUCUUCGCGGCGGCUCUAAGCCCUCUGCUCCUCUCAAGAGACGUUUCUCUUCCUCUGCUCAUCACGACGAUGCAUAUGAAGCAGCAGAAGCAUCAAAGUGGGAGAAGAUAACUUAUGUGGCAAUCGCCAGUUGCAGUAUUUUAGCAAUUUAUAACCUGUCAAAGGGACAUCCCCACCAUGAAGAACCUCCCGCAUACCCAUACAUGCACAUUCGCAAUAAGGAGUUCCCAUGGGGACCUGAUGGGCUUUUUGAGUCGAAGCACCAUUAAGUAAUUGAUGGCCCAUUGCAUGAAAAUAUCUUAAUUACCAUCGUUUAGCACAUUUCUCCUUCUGGCGUCAGAAAUUAGACGACCCUGGCCGUUCUUUGAAUUUGAUAUUGGUGCUUGCAUUUUGCACUCCUAUAUUGUGGAUUUUGCUACUUUUCACAUGGCAAGUUGUUUAGUUACUGGUGUUACUAUUUUCCUGUUAUCUGUGCGCUGCUUGCUGCUGAAUAAAAUUCAAUAUUAAAUUUCAAAUA
Messenger RNA from Ricinus communis (castor bean), 622 nucleotides. Its product is annotated as cytochrome c oxidase subunit 6a, mitochondrial. The transcript is spliced from 4 exons. NCBI's taxonomy places the organism in Eukaryota, Viridiplantae, Streptophyta, Magnoliopsida, Malpighiales, Euphorbiaceae. Gene Ontology annotation, molecular function: enzyme regulator activity. Gene Ontology annotation, cellular component: mitochondrial inner membrane. The record is from RefSeq and is a predicted model, not a curated record. Gene Ontology annotation, biological process: mitochondrial electron transport, cytochrome c to oxygen. Bases 69 to 374 code for a protein of 101 amino acids.